Cheilinus undulatus (humphead wrasse) is the source of this 2207-nucleotide messenger RNA. RefSeq names its product adaptor related protein complex 2 subunit sigma 1 (gene ap2s1). Bases 146 to 574 code for a protein of 142 amino acids. Lineage: Eukaryota; Metazoa; Chordata; Actinopteri; Labriformes; Labridae. Gene Ontology annotation, biological process: intracellular protein transport; clathrin-dependent endocytosis. Gene Ontology annotation, cellular component: intracellular membrane-bounded organelle; membrane coat; AP-2 adaptor complex. The transcript has 5 exons. Gene Ontology annotation, molecular function: clathrin-cargo adaptor activity. The record is from RefSeq and is a predicted model, not a curated record.
ACUGGUUUUGCGCUUCCUGUUAGCUCGCGGAGGAUAGCGGACAAGCGGUCGAAGAAAUAACUCAUGUAUCUGUAUAAAAUCGUUGUAUAGUUUCUGAAGUACGUUAUAUUACGGAGCUUCUGAGGUUCAUAUUUGGGAGACAAGAAUGAUCCGCUUCAUCCUCAUCCAGAACCGAGCAGGGAAGACGCGGCUGGCCAAAUGGUACAUGCAGUUUGACGAUGAUGAGAAACAGAAGUUGAUAGAGGAAGUACAUGCUGUGGUAACUGUCAGAGAUGCCAAGCACACCAACUUUGUGGAGUUCAGGAACUUCAAGAUUAUUUACCGACGCUACGCUGGCCUCUACUUCUGUAUUUGUGUGGAUGUAACUGAUAACAACUUGGCAUAUCUUGAGGGAAUCCACAACUUUGUAGAGGUGCUGAAUGAGUAUUUCCACAAUGUGUGUGAAUUGGACCUUGUGUUCAACUUCUACAAGGUGUACACGGUGGUGGAUGAGAUGUUCCUGGCGGGAGAGAUCAGGGAGACCAGUCAGACCAAGGUCCUCAAGCAGCUUCUCAUGCUCCAGUCGCUCGAGUAGAAAAUCAGAAAAGCAUCCCACCUACCUGCUGCCCUGGCACCCGACCUCAUCAACUCAUUGUACCCAUGUCUCUGGAAAAGGCCUCCUUCUCUACAGAGUAGACCCUGCUCUGAGCAGAACUUCAGGAGGUGGCUUUUUAGAAAUAGAGAUGUUGUUUACUACAGAUAUAUAGAUGGAGGUUCAUUUAACCUGUUUGCCAUAGCAGUCUGUAUAUUACUGCCUGGUAAUGAAGACACUCAAUAUAAGGCUCUGCAUUUCAACAUGUUAACAUUUCAUUCUAGUGUGUAAAUCAUAUGAGAUCCUGUAUCUUUGCAUUUUAUUUUACUUGCGUUCAUUUUGGUUGUUUUCUCAAGAUCUUGAGAAGUUAAUGAAUUAUUGCCAGAAAAACAAGCGACAAAGACAAGACCUUGAAAAGAUAACUGGAAAUGAUUCAUUUUACAGAAAAGCAGAGUAAAAUGAAAUGUGUGGAUGGGUAUCUGCCACCUAAGUUUCAGUUCACUUUCCCUAAAUCCUUUAACUCCUGAACUCAUGUAACCAUGUAACCAGUUAGUUUUAUCUCUCUGCAGUUUAGUGGCACUGCUCUCUCCUGUCCUCCUCCUCUGCUCCUUUUAAAAUCCUCCAACUUUCAAAUGAUGCACUUCUGUCACUAACAAGCACCAUGUAUAAAAGACCGCUUAUAAUGAUCCAUGGGCAUUGAGCACUUAGAACGGCCUUGCAGCCAUCGCUAUAAAUCCAUGUCAGGAAAGACCUUGCCUGUGAUGGGGUAUUAGACUUGUCAUGCCUUGUGCUCAUUUAAUAUCAGGAUUACAGUACAAGCAAACUACAUCUAGAAAGCCCUCUAGAGCAAUUGACCCAGUGUGGCAAGUUCAUAAUUGAAUGGAGUGUACUCAGGUUGAGUGCCAUUCUGAUGGUGUGUUAUGCCAAGCUGUGCCGUGUCAGACGUCCUCACAGCUGAUGGUAAUAAUAAACUGUGUAGGUUAUGUUAGUUCAGGCUGCCCUGUUCGCUGGAUGCUGUAAUUGUGUUUAAUGCAGAUUAUCUACUUCUUGUGCAACAUAUUACAUUAAGUGGUGCUUGUUGGUCACACAUAAAACAAACAUGAGCAGAUGAAAGUCUCAGACAAGGUUUAUUUUAUAUGAACUAGUGUGGUGAAGUUUGCAUCGUAUGGUGAGUGUACAUACAGUGUUUCUUAUGUAUGUUGAAUAUUGUAAAACUAACAGAUCCAUUCCAGAAAGAGUGAUUCUCGCUUAUUACAUUGUCAGAGCAGUACUUGUUGUUAAAGAUCCAUAAUAUAAAUUAGCUUUUAAAUAAGUCUCCUGAACUUGAACCAACAUGAUCCACAUUUCUCUUUGCUGGAUUUUGAUUAUUGACAAUAUCUGUCACACCAGUUCUUACAGUUUUAUAGGUUUCAGAGGUGGUUUAAAUUGUUACAACUGUUCACCUUUUCUAUUUUUUUUAAUGUUUUGGCAUUAGUGAAAUAUGUACUGCUUCCCUUAUUGUCAACCUGUGCGAGUCUGUUGAUGGAAGACGUGUUUGUAUGCAUUAUUGUGUCUGAUCCAAUUAUCCAAAUCAAUACGUCCCAUUGUAUGUAAAUAAAAAUAAAGAGAUGAAGUAAAAUAAACAAAUUCAAACUGA